CCAAAUGUUGGUACUGAUACUGGAGGUGCAGGAGGAGGAGCUGGUGGUCGAGAGAGUGGUACUGAGGAUUGUGGAGACGGGGUAUAGCGGUGCAGUGGGGAGGGGGGAGCAGUGUGGUACUGGUGUGUGAGGUACUGUCCGACAGUGUACAGGGGACGGGUACAGUCCGACUCAAUGCUGUGUGUGUAAUUACCCGAGUGACUCAGUAGCUGUGUCAGGGAGUGCCACAAGGUGCCUCUCCUCCACUACGCCAAGGAGUGCCACCAGCUGUGAUGAUCCACAUCCUGAGAUGGCUGGUGAGGCUGUGGCUGCGGUCUGGGGCCGUGCGCUCCCUCCUCAUCGUUGUCUUCUUCUUCUGCUUCACACUACACUUCCUCAGCGUCAGCAAGCAGACAGCAGAGACCGCAGCAGACUACGAGGACGACACCUUGGUGAAGACGGCUGACGAGGAGAAUAUAGAGGUGGAGAUGCCACCGGAGGCGGCCAGGUGGAGCGGGAAUGAAGGGUCUCCACCUCACUCUGACGACCCCACCCUGGGCCCUCACGGCGACUGGCUCGAGGUGGAAGGCUCGAAUCGAAAUGUUUUUGUAUACUCCGCCUACCUGGAUCGCAGAGGAACCCUCAACGUGGUGAGAAUAAUCGCAAUAAUCAAGAAGAGGACGAAGGUGAAGGAGUGUGUGGUGUGGGCAGGCAACAGCACACAGCGCGUGACUGCUAAGAGCCAGAACAUCAAGGAAAACUGGAAUCUGGCUUACUCUGCCGGCUUCGUCCUGUGUUACCUGACUGACCCCACCACCGUCCCCACCCGCGUCGCUGUCGUCGCCAACGGCGUCGCUGCCGAAGGCUCAAGUCUACCUGUUCAGGACCUCACCAUGAGGGAGCCGCAGGGCAAUAUGAGCGUCUGCGUUAAAGCUUUCCAUUAUAAUUUCGACCGGGCGGUUUGGUUGGUCGAGUUUAUAGAAUUUUAUCGUCUGCUUGGCGCAGAUAAAUUUAUAUUUUAUAAUCACACCAUAGGCAGUAACGUCGAAGCCGUCCUCAGAUACUACCGAGAGCUGGGCCUGGCCACGGUUCUUCCCUGGUCCUUGCCUGUCGUGACGCAAGUGGAGAUCAGAACAGAGGGGAUCUUCGCCGCUCUCAAUGACUGCAACCUGCGGUCCGUCAACCGCUUCCCCCUGGCCGCCAUGGUGGACGUUGACGAGUUCCUCGUCCCCAGGAGACACCCGAGCCUCCUCCACCUCGUCCACUCCUACCGCAGCACCGACCACGCCUUCAUCUUCCAGAACGUGUUCUUCUACCUGUACUGGGAGAACGACACAGCCGUCAACGAUGUCCUCUUCGGCAACGACCAGGGACUUGGACCCGCGCUCUUCGGCUCCCAGGCCGCCAUGCCCUACCUCCUGACGGCCUCCAAGACCCGCAGGCUGGCCAAGCCCCACAAACACGGCGUGCGCUCCAAGUAUAUUGUGCGCCCGGAGGCGGUCGUCGAGCUCGGCAACCACAAUGUGUGGGAAUAUGUGGGUACACAACCACAGAUAAAGUCCACAAAAGGGAGGGAAAAGUUCAUAGGAAGAACGAGUACAGCGAGAAGCGGGUAUGGGGCGGGUACAAGGCGAGUCACAAGCGGGUAUGGGGCGGGCUCCUACACUACACCUAGACAAAGCCAGACAAAAGGUGUUAGGAGAGCCAGGCCGAUUCCAGCCGAUGUUGGGCUCUCACACCACUACAGGAUCUGCGAGUUCGGUGGCUUCGAUUGUCUUAAGCAGUCCAACUUGGUGGACCGGACUGCACACAACUGGCUGGAGCCCCUCUACACACACGUGGCCAGCGCCUGCACGCAUAUAUUCCCCUCGCUAGGAAUGUGUCCGGCAGCGCCACCCUUGGGCUCCCCAUGGUAGCCUCCUGCUCUCAGCGACCCUUACAAACAUGUGCCUUCAACACUAUCCCAACACACACUGUGAUCCUCCUAUUUUGACCAAAUAGUUCUAACUAGUCUGCAAAGUACAGGCCUAUAGUCCUUAAACAGGCCUACCUGCGUGAUCGGCCGUGAAGACUGUGUGGGUGUGCUUCAUGUCGAUCAUUCUAGUCAGCUAACGUCUGAUUUUCAAGUCUUCCACGGCGGUGGCGGGUGUGUUAACUGGGCCCCACUGUCAGCCACUUAUCGUUGAACCUACCGGCAGACUGAGUGAAGAUCACGUCAACUUGUUUACAGCAGUGAGUGAGGAUGGUUGCGUCCUUAGUGCAAAACUUUUAGUGUCUUAUCGUGUGUGAGCGGUGAAAACGGCACAUCAGUUACACAUACAAACAACCGAGAAGCACAAUAAGUGUCAUCAUUAGUGAUGAAGUGCAUUGCGGUAAGAACUUCGCGACGACGACAACGGGGGGAGGGAACGAACCAUGUGAAUAAUCAGGAUGCAGAUUUGCCACUGAGGUUCCAGUCGUCAGAGAGAAUAUUAUUUUCAUAUAAAACCCAAAGAAAACUGUAUCAUGCUCCAACUUUUGUAAUCUUUUGUAAUAUUGCUAGUCAAUUCCAACAUCCCAGAUAAUGUCAUACUGAUAUCUUGGUUUAACAUAGGUAUAGAAUGCUUCCUCUUGAUGUCCGGCUUAAGAACGUAUGUAUUUUGUUGUUACUUGAUUGAAAUCAGCUUAAAAUGUCAAGAUUAUGAGGGAUUGUGAGGGUGACUCUCAAUCCCAGCCUUUAACACUCACAGCAGCGAUCACGUAACCUCAUCUCUAACAGGCCUUAGCUUACCUAGGAAAUCUAGUCAGUAGAGUUCUAUAUUUGGCUCGUCACUCCACAGCGAUGUCCUGUGAUCACAGUCAGGCUACAGCACCUUAAACAGCAUCACAGUCACGCUAACUACCAUUGAACUGUCAGAAGGCAAAUCAGAUGAGUAAAUACAAAAUAUGCCAAUAUAAACACAUUAUUCAACAUUAAGGUGAGAUAUAAUUGGAUUGUAUAGUGCGUAAUCAUUGUUUUAAUUGAUGAAUAUGUGCAUGCCAUUGAACCUAAAAUCCAUGUAAAAAAUAUUAUA
Procambarus clarkii (red swamp crayfish) is the source of this 3032-nucleotide messenger RNA. RefSeq names its product beta-1,4-galactosyltransferase galt-1. Gene Ontology annotation, cellular component: cytoplasm. Gene Ontology annotation, molecular function: glycosyltransferase activity. Lineage: Eukaryota; Metazoa; Arthropoda; Malacostraca; Decapoda; Cambaridae. The record is from RefSeq and is a predicted model, not a curated record.